This is a messenger RNA of Bombina bombina (fire-bellied toad), 3374 nucleotides long. RefSeq names its product PAS domain containing repressor 1 (gene PASD1). The transcript has 20 exons. Lineage: Eukaryota; Metazoa; Chordata; Amphibia; Anura; Bombinatoridae. Bases 222 to 2831 code for a protein of 869 amino acids. Gene Ontology annotation, biological process: regulation of transcription by RNA polymerase II; circadian regulation of gene expression. Gene Ontology annotation, cellular component: CLOCK-BMAL transcription complex; nucleus; cytoplasm. The record is from RefSeq and is a predicted model, not a curated record. Gene Ontology annotation, molecular function: RNA polymerase II cis-regulatory region sequence-specific DNA binding; DNA-binding transcription factor activity, RNA polymerase II-specific; protein dimerization activity.
CCUUGGCUCCUGCUGGAUAUUUGCAUUUUUUUUGGUGUGGGGGGGACACUGCAUCACGAUGUCAUGUUGAGAUUUGGUUUUGUUCUUCAUCAUCGUUUGGAGUGGAUCACAGUUUUCUGGGAAGGGGUUUACAGGAGAGCUGUCCCGGGAUAGUGGCAUGGAAGAGAAAGUAUCAUCUUCAUCCUCUUAAAUCAGGAAUCCUGUGUUGCUUAAUCGAGCUGAUGGAUGAAGAUGAGAAAGACAGAGCAAAGAGGGCAUCUAGAAACAAAUCUGAGAAGAAGAGAAGAGACCAAUUUAAUGUCCUCAUUAAAGAGCUAUGCACAAUGCUGCAGGGUCAUGGGCAUCCUCUUAAAAUGGACAAGUCCACAAUAUUGCAGCGGACCAUCGAUUUCCUACAGAAACAGAAAGAUAUUACAGCACAGACAGAGGCCGGUGAAAUUAGACAAGACUGGAAACCUUCUUUCCUUAGCAAUGAAGAGUUUACUCAGUUGAUGUUAGAGGCCCUUGAUGGUUUCCUCAUUGCACUUACUGCUGAUGGGAUGAUAAUAUACGUCUCUGAUAGUGUGUCUUCACUUCUCGGACAUUUACCGUCAGAUUUGGUGGACCAAAAUAUAUUAAAUUUCCUGCCAGAGCGAGAACAAAGCGAAGUGUACAAGCUGCUAGCACCGCAUUUACUGACGGAACCAGUCACUCAGGAUUUUUUCAACUCUGACAAACAAGUGGAGUUCUGCUGUCAUUUAGCAAGAGGAAGUCUAGAUCCCAAUGAACCACCAACAUACGAACACGUUAAAUUUAUUGUAGAAUUUAAAUUUUUUACUCAUGUUCAUACCUCCUCCUAUAAUGGCUUUGAAUCAGCUGUUGCAAGGGCAUUUCGGUCAGGCAACGAAGAACAGAACUGCCUUGUGGCCACAGUACGUCUUGUUACUCCACAGUUCCUUAAGGAAUUGUGUAAUGUGGAUGAACCAUCUGAAGAGUUUACAUCAAGACACAGUUUGGAGUGGAAGUUUCUCUUUUUAGACCACAGAGCCCCACCAAUAAUUGGCUACUUACCCUUCGAAGUCUUGGGAACAUCAGGAUAUGAUUAUUACCAUGCAGAAGACUUGGAGCUCUUAGCAAGAUGCCAUGUGAAUUUAAUGCAGUGUGGAAAAGGAAAAUCGUGCUACUACCGGUUUCUUACCAAGGGCCAGCAGUGGAUCUGGCUUCAGACACAUUAUUAUAUCACAUACAACCAGUGGAACUCCAAACCCGAAUUCAUCGUUUGCAUGCACACAGUUGUUAGCUAUGCUGAGGUUCGGGCACAGAGAAGGAGAGACCUCGGGCUGGAGGAAUCAGCUUUGGAAAUUACAGAGCCCAUAAUAAAGAGCCAGAAUACCUAUUUAGACGUCAGGCAAUGCACACCUACCCCAGACACAAACAGGGAUAGGAUGUCUGUGUCGUCGCACAGCUCCCGGAGAUCAUCUCACACAGCUCUCUCUGACUCUGCAUCUACAUCCUCUUUGAGGCAUACUGAAGCAAGCACUCCUUCUAGACAUUCCUUGACUUUGAGUCAACAAGAGAAGACCCCAAUGAGGAUGGCACCUACCACCAACCAGCCUGUGGGAACCACUCAGACUCCAUCAGAACAUCUCUCUCAGCAUCUUGCUGUUCAGCCAACAAUUGCAGCACCUCAGACGAUUUUGCCUGUUUACCAUUAUCCUGCUCAGUUAGGGAUGGUAAACCAACUGAAGGAGCAGCUAGAAGAGAGAACGCGGAUAUUGCAAGCAGAUAUCAAAAUGCAGCAGGAAGAGCUCCAUGUUAUCAAUGAACAACUUCAGCUGGUGAAGGAUUCCAAUCUGCAGAUGCUAAUGCAGGCGCCAACGCCACUAAGUUUUAAUACCACACAGCAGCAGCAACAGCAGGAUCCAAGGAGAGUGCCUCAUCAAACGGGUCCAGUGAGCAGACAGGGCAUGGACAUGGGAAAGAAAUCUCAAGUCAUGAUGAGUCCUAAACGUUUUUGUGGAGCUCCAGUGAUCUCACAUUGUCAGAUAGUGACAUCUACUCAGAAUCCACAACACCAACAGCUGCAGCAACUUCAGACACUACAGCACCAGCAGAAUCUGCAGCAGCAGCCUCAUCAACCACUGCAUCAGCAGCAGCAACUGCAGCAACUGCAACAGCAGCAGCUGCAGAAACAGCACCAGCAGCAACAGCUUCAAAAACAACAGCAGCUUCAGAAGCAACACCAGCAGUUGCAACAGCAAAAACUUCAUCAACAGCAGCUGCAGCAGCAGCAGCAGAGACUAAUGAGAGGAAAUCAAACACAACAGACGCCUCUCUCUAUACAGACUCAUAGUAACGUUGUAAUGCCGCUGUAUAGUAACACAAUGAUGUUCUCACAAUCUCAUCCUGCUGCUGCUUCUCCGCGGAUUACAACAGACACUGGGGACAGACAGCAGCCACCUGAUUAUAACCAGGAAAGGCACUUGAGACUGGGCCAGGCUCAACAAAUGCGGUCUGCACCAUUACAAAUCCAGCCAAUCACAUGCAGCACAGUGAUUGCAGCUCCAUCUGUGACCUCCGCUUAUACGCCCUCUGUGAUGAUCCCUCACUCCAGCUUCACCACUCAGCAUGUCCAACCAACAGUCCAUCUACAGCAUUGCCAACAGCCGCAGGUCCAGCCUCAGCAGCUGUUUCUUCAGAUGCCGGCUACCGAGUCAAUUCAAGGAAACCAGGCUCCGCACAUUUUCCAGCAGCCUCAUAUACAACAGCAGCAGCAAAAUAAUAUGGGCUAUUUUCUCCAUGCUCAGCAACAAAACCAGACUGGAAACAUAACUGAUCUAACUGAGCUGUGACUGAACUGUAAUGCACAGGAGUAACAGGAAAACACAAGAAGGGGCCUGGCAGUGUGGAGAAAUGUGAGGCCUAAAACUGAAUUUACAAAGGAAUGUAAGGGGCAUUGCUUACACACAAUAAGGAUGGCCAAACUCAUUCCAGUGAAGAAAAUGAGUUAACAGUACGAAGGACUACACUUGCAGUAGACCCUUAUAAACAAAGGACUACACUUGCAGUAGACCCUUAUCAGGGAAGGACUACACUUGCAGUAGACCCUUAUCAGGGAAGGACUACACUUGAAAGUAGACCCUUAUCAGCCUUCAAGUAGAAUUUUCUAGGCUGUCUGUUAAAAAAAACAAAAACACACACACAAAAAGUGUAAAGUAUAUCAGGGUACUUGACUGGUCCUCUCUGCCAAAGCUAAACCUUUACAUGGCUAUAUUAACUACUAUUGUUUUUUUUUUAUAUUGUGAAUGUAGCUCCACAGGAGUGAAAUUGUAAAUGUGCUAAAGAGUUGAGAAAGUGUUAGUGAUGCCUGGGUUAUGUAAAUAUCAAAGAAGAAA